Sesamum indicum (sesame) is the source of this 3443-nucleotide messenger RNA. Lineage: Eukaryota; Viridiplantae; Streptophyta; Magnoliopsida; Lamiales; Pedaliaceae. The record is from RefSeq and is a predicted model, not a curated record.
AAUAUUAUAGAAAUGUAAUUGUUUUCUAUCAUUUGUGUACUAUAAGGUAAAUGUAAAUAACGUUUGCGCAAUUUCCGUACCGGGUGCUUUCAAAUCCCCGACAUCAAGUCUUCGAGAAAGCAGUAAUCACACUAACGAAAACAUCUUCCGCGAGCUUCAGUUGAAUCGCCUCUAAUUUCGGUGCCCUCCCUCCCCGCGCAGCGAAAAAUCGUUAAAUAAGUGUCGGGGGGAUGGGGGUUCCUGCUUUCUACCGGUGGUUGGCAGAUCGGUACCCUUUGUGUAUUGUGGACGUGGUGGAGGAAGAACCCAGAAAGGACGAAAGGGGUUUGCCCCUUCCUAUCGAUGUAUCAAGACCAAACCCUAAUGGCAUUGAGUUUGAUAAUUUGUAUUUGGACAUGAAUGGUAUUAUUCACCCAUGCUUUCACCCGGAAGGCAAGCCUGCACCGGCCACUUACGAUGAUGUAUUUAGAUCUAUCUUUGAGUACAUUGACCACCUUGUGUCAUUGGUUCGUCCAAGAAAGCUCCUUUAUAUGGCAAUUGAUGGCGUGGCUCCUAGGGCUAAAAUGAACCAGCAAAGGUCUCGUCGUUUUAGAGCUGCUAAGGAUGCAGCAGUAGCUGAAGCUGAAGAAGAAAAGCUCAGGAAAGAGUUUGAGCUUGAGGGGGCAAAACUAUUACCUAAAGAAAAGACUGAAACAUCUGAUUCAAAUGUCAUCACCCCUGGCACUCCGUUUAUGGCAGUGCUCUCUGUAGCUCUUCAAUAUUAUGUACAAAGCAGGUUAAACCACAUUCCUGGAUGGCGUUUUCUCAAGGUUAUUCUUUCUGAUGCAAAUGUUCCCGGUGAGGGCGAGCACAAAAUUAUGUCCUACAUUCGUUUGCAACGCAACCUUCCUGGUUCUGAUCCAAAUACCAGGCACUGUCUGUAUGGUCUGGAUGCAGACCUGAUUAUGCUUUCACUAGCUACGCACGAAGUUCACUUCUCAAUACUAAGGGAGGUAAUUACUCCUCCUGGUCACCAGGAAAAAUGUUUUCUCUGUGGUCAAGUUGGUCAUCUGGCUGCUGACUGCCGCGGGGAAACCAAUGGCCAAAAUCAAGAUGCAAGUGGAAAGCCUCUAAAUGACAUACCCAUUUAUAAGAAGAAGUAUCAGUUCCUCAACAUCUGGGUUUUGCGUGAAUAUUUGGGAUAUGAGAUGGAUAUUCCCAAUCCUCCUUUCCCAAUUGAGUUCGAGAGGCUGGUGGAUGAUUUCGUGUUUCUAUGUUUUUUUGUUGGCAAUGACUUUCUUCCUCACAUGCCCACAUUAGAAAUUAGAGAGGGUGCCAUAAAUUUGCUCAUGUUUGUAUACAGAAGGGAAUUUGCAGCAAUGGGUGGUUACCUUACUGAUGCUGGUGAGGUCUUCUUGGACCGUGUUGAACACUUUGUUCAGGCAGUUGCGGUGUAUGAAGAUCAAAUCUUUAAAAAGAGAACUCGGAUACAGCAGGCAUAUGAGAACAAUGAAGAGCUGAAACUUAGAGCAAGAGGCGAGACUAGUAAAGAGGUUCAUACUUUAGCAGGGGACAAGGUGAAGUUGGGAGAACCUGGAUAUAAAGAAAGGUAUUAUUCUGAGAAAUUUGGUAUAUCAGAACCCGAGAAGAUUGAUGAAGUCAGAAUGGAAGUGGUCUUGAAGUAUGUGGAGGGGUUGUGUUGGGUUUGCCGCUAUUACUACCAAGGUGUCUGCUCGUGGCAAUGGUACUAUCCAUAUCAUUAUGCUCCAUUUGCAUCUGAUCUUAAAGGCUUAGCUGAUUUAGAGAUAACAUUUUUUGCUGGGGAGCCAUUCAAACCCUUUGAUCAGCUAUUAGGAACCCUACCAGCUGCAAGUUCCGCUGCGCUCCCUGAACAUUACAGGAGGUUGAUGACUGAUCCUGAAUCACCUAUUCUUGAUUUCUAUCCCACUGAUUUUGAAAUUGACAUGAAUGGGAAGCGCUUUGCAUGGCAGGGUGUUGCAAAAUUGCCGUUCAUUGAUGAGAAGAAAUUGCUUGCUGAGACAAAGAAGCUUGAGGAUACCUUGACGGAGGAGGAGCAAUUCCGAAACAGUGUCAUGUUUGAUUUGCUGUAUGUUCAUCCUCGUCAUCCUUUGGCAGCCCAAAUUACACUUUACUAUCGUCUUUGUGACAUGGAAAAGUUGCCAUGGACGAUUGACAGUGUUGCUAGUGGAGGAAUGAAUGGAUUCAUGUGGUUGACUAAGAGAAAUGGCUUGAAACAAGUCUUCACUUCCCCAGUCAAUGGGUUGGAAGACAUCACAAAUAAUCAAGUUCUAAAUAUCACGUAUCUUAAUCCAGCACCACAUGUUCACAUUCCGAAGCCUCUUGAAGGUGUAAAUAUGCCUGAAAAGAUUUUGCGGCCUAUUGAUAUAAAGCCACUCCCAACACUAUGGCAUGAAGACAAUGGUGGAAGAAACCAGCUAGGCAAAGAAAGACCACGAGUAUCUGGGGCCAUAUCUGGUCCUAUAUUGGGAGAAGCUGCUUAUCGUCUGGUUCACAAUACACUGAACAUUAAGCCAGAGCGGGUGAAUUAUCGCAAUACCCAGGGGAAUCACGGUACAAAUAGGCUGAGGCCAGCAGGACCACCUGGCUAUGAAAGGGGAUAUUAUGAUGAAUUGUAUUCUCCAAAUGGAUAUUACGGCCCUCGUGCACCAGCGGGUAAUGCUAGAUAUGGUGUCUCCUCGAAUGACAUGCAAAGCAACAGGCAAAGUUUUUCUGUCCAAGACAGAUAUGCAUAUCAGGAACAGCAUCGUGACCUAAGAACUGGCAUGUCAGCAUUGACCAUAGAAGGUGGUUUUAGAACCAUGCCACUUGCUAGAAUAUCUCAAAGAUCAUCAAAUGUUGGUCAGGUACCACACGGACGUCCGCAGCUUGCACAGAUAUCUGGUCCAAUUCCUUCACCACCUCCUAAAUGGAUUGGUAGACGUCCUGCCGGGAAUGCAGUGAUGUACGCUAGCCAACAACAGAGUUCAGUGCCUGCAGGCCAUGAGAAACAGGGGAGGUUGGUCUACCAGGUAAAAAAUAAGGCCUCAGAGAAUACAGAACAUCAGCAGUAAUGUGCAAAGUAAUGUCUCAGUCUGAAGAUACUGUUACAAACUAACAAAAAGGAUUGUGAAUGUUGUUAACUACAAAUAUCAACUGAUCUUCUAUCUAGUAAUUGUCUCGGGUUCAGUCGGAAGAUGUCGUUUUUUCAAGUUAACUACGCUGGUUUCUUAGAGAGUAGUAUCGUUCGAGACAGCGUCAGUCGACCUUUGUUUUCUACUUAAUUAUAGGGGCUUACAAGAGGACUACAGGCUGAUCACCAUACUGUAUUGAAGUUUUUCUCCUGUUUAGCUUACAGAUGACCCAUACACAUUUUGUUACACUAACUUGUUCACGCAGUGUAAAUGACACGUUGGAAAGAAUGCAGCUUUUUAUGCUUCUCGUUC